Messenger RNA from Capsicum annuum, 2248 nucleotides. RefSeq names its product phosphatidylglycerophosphate phosphatase PTPMT1. The transcript is spliced from 6 exons. Gene Ontology annotation, biological process: protein dephosphorylation. NCBI's taxonomy places the organism in Eukaryota, Viridiplantae, Streptophyta, Magnoliopsida, Solanales, Solanaceae. The coding region runs from base 1028 to 2071 and encodes 347 amino acids. Gene Ontology annotation, molecular function: phosphatidylinositol-4,5-bisphosphate 5-phosphatase activity; protein tyrosine/serine/threonine phosphatase activity. The record is from RefSeq and is a predicted model, not a curated record.
GAUACAAACAAGGUAUAAGUGACACUUAGCAUAUUUUUUUGGGCAACAACAAGGUCAUCCAAUCAAAAUGCAAGGACCCCUACAUGAUUUGUUAAUUGUAGUUUUGGCUUAACACGUCACCUUCAAAUUCACUUUAAUUAAUUUUGCAAUUUCGUAAAAGGGGACAAAUUAUAUGAAUUCCCAAGUAGAGUAUCGUAUAGGUUAUUCAAUUCCAAGUUAUCUCUCAUUCUUUUUACCAAUUACUUUUCCAAAUCGAGUCCUUUAACAAGAUCUUGACCGUUCGAUUGAUACCUUUUUGUUGAAAUUUGCAAACCCUACUUUGAUUUUACGCAAAAAUCGAACCUUUGUUACGAGUUAGCGAUUCCGAUCCGUCUAAGAGAUAAUUUGGCUAGUUUUGAGAACGGUCGAUUUUAUUUUUUUUUGUUAAUUUUGGGAUUUCUAUUUUCUUUUUCUUUUUUGAAUUUUAGGUGAAAGUUUAUUAGUGUGGUGAAAAUCUUCGUUUUAUCGCUAAUUUGCUAGUUUUGAGAAAAGGUUGAUUUUUUUUUUUGUUGAUUUUUUUUUCUUUUUUGAAUUUUAGGUGGAAGUUUAUUAGUGUUGUGUAAAUCUCUGUUUUAUCCAUAAUUUGGUCGAUUUAUUUUAUGAGAAUAAUAGUGGUGUUUGUGUUUUUUGUUUGAAUUUUAGGUGAAAGCUUAUUAGUGUAUUGUGUAAUUCUUCGUUUUAUAGAUAAUUUGCCCAGAUUUGAGUAAAUUGGCAUUUAUUAUGAGAAUCAUAGUGGAGUUUAUGCUUUUUGUUUGAUGUUUAGGUGAAAGUUUAUUAGUGUGUUGUGUAAUUCUUCGUUUUAUAGAUAAUUUGCCUAGAUUUGAGUAAAGGGUCAACUUAUUUAUGAGAAUGAUAGUGGGGUUUAUGCUUUUUGUUUGAAUUUUAGGUGAAAGUUCAUUAGUGGGGCUCUGCAUCUUGUUUUAUUCUCCUUUUUGGUGAUCAGUGGGUUGGAUAGGUCCUUUUUUUGUUUUUGCUUUCAAGUGUUAUUAUGUAUAUAGAGGAAGAGAAGGGUGGAGAGGUGGAGAGUGGGGAGGAGGAGGUGGUGGUGGGUGGUGGAGUGGUAGAGAAGGUGGAAAAAUUAGAUACUGGUGGUGAGGUGUUGUGUUCUAGUGAUAGUAGUGGCAAGAAUUCUGUUGUUGUGUUGGAUGUAAGGAGGGUCAUGGUUGGAGUUGGGGCUCGGGCCUUGUUUUAUCCGACGCUUCUCUACAAUGUUGUUAGGAACAAGAUUCAGAUGGAGUUUCGCUGGUGGGAUUGGAUUGAUGAGUUUGUGUUAUUAGGUGCUGUCCCUUUCCAAUCUGAUGUGAAAAGGCUAAAGGAGCUUGGUGUCUCAGGUGUUGUCACCCUAAAUGAGCCAUAUGAGACUUUAGUUCCAACUUCUUUAUAUGAGGCUCAUGGUAUUUGUCAUUUGGUUCUCCCCACAAGAGAUUACUUAUUCGCUCCAUCACUGAAUAAUAUAUGUCAAGCAGUAGAGUUUAUCCAUGAAAAUGCUUCCAAUGGACAAAGUACAUAUGUGCACUGCAAGGCUGGUCGAGGACGUAGCACAACCAUUGUCUUAUGCUACUUGGUUAAGUACAAGCAGAUGACACCAAAUGAUGCAUAUAACUAUGUGAAGUCAAUUCGUCCAAGGGUGCUUUUGGCCUCUGCCCAGCGGCAGGCUGUUCAGGAAUUCUACCAUCUCAUGGUGAAAAAGACAUACAGUUGUUACCCCUUGACUAGUGUGAUCCCACGGAGCUCAAGGUUUUUGGCAAGACGGAAUUUGCUAGCCUUCGAUGAUGGUGCUGUAGUUGUGAUAACCGAAGCAGAUCUAGAUGGAUAUGAUUCGAACCUCGACUCCAGGGUGGCUGGAUCCGAGAUUUGGGCUGAUUUGAAUUUGAUUUACAGGGUUCGAGUUGCUAGUGGGGCAGCCUUAGCAAGACUCUCCUGCAUGUGGUUACGUUGCCACGCCGACCAGAAGAUACCGAACCAGAAGCUGAAUGCAGAGAACAAGCAGCUGGAAAGUUUUACUGUAGAUAUACAUGUAUUCUCAAGUUAAAAAAGUUGUAUAUCUGUUUCUUCAGUAUAUAAAGAUGCUACAAGGUGCCCAACUGUUUUCAGCUUUCUCUGCCAAAAAAAGUUGACGUUCUCAAUGUAAAUAUGAUAAUACUUGUCGAGUUGCAAAAGAGAAGUUUUAAGAGUAUAUGUAUAUAUAGCUUUAUGCAUAGUUUGAAUA